This is a messenger RNA of Mesorhabditis spiculigera, 768 nucleotides long. NCBI's taxonomy places the organism in Eukaryota, Metazoa, Nematoda, Chromadorea, Rhabditida, Rhabditidae. The record is from the annotation of a GenBank genome assembly.
AUGGGUCAAAAACUCGAGGCGCAAAGACGACGCCGUGAGAGCGCCUUCGAGCGGUGCAGCGAGCGCGUCCGGAAAGCCAAGGAAAAUGGGCUGUGGCGGACGGCUAGUUGGGGCGGCGGUCCGAUGGAGUAUAAAGGCCAAUUCGACGAGAAUAAGCCGGUGAAGGAGAAAAAGUCGAAGCCGAACGCCCACGUAAAGAUCUCCGUUUAUCACAGGAUAUCGGAGUCGAGCCACGCCAGCGAUUCUCCAACUCAUGGGGAUCGACGAUAUUACACAAAACAACCUGGCGUUACAAGACAUGUCGAAACUGCGCGCAGAGGCAGCAUCGAGAUGCGAGCGUCUCCAGCGGGUGGUGGGAAACACGGCUAUCGAAGCAUAGCCAUCGGGCCAAAGCACGAGGAGCGCAUUGCCAGAACCGAAUCGAGGACGUCUUCGAGCUCUGGAUCUCCGCCGAAGCGUGAAUGGUCGAAGACGAGUGGCGAAACGGAGGUUGUCCCACUUUUACAAACUCAGCAGCGAGGCAAAAGGCCGCCAUUGAGAACACAUAAAAGCGUGGACUCAACAACGCUAACCGAUUCCCCGGUGUUAUCCCUUGCACCCGGGAGGCGAAGAUCAAGCCUGGGGGCUGAAGAGCAUAGUAUAUCCCCUAUUGUACAUACUACACGGACCACUGCAGUAUCCGUCACCGAAAGAACAUUCCGCGUCGACUCUCCGCAUCACGUCGUCAAAAAAAUCUCGAUUACCUCCACUGGAAACCCGUUUAUCGUA